Molecule: messenger RNA, 1501 nt
Organism: Wasmannia auropunctata (little fire ant)
Lineage: Eukaryota; Metazoa; Arthropoda; Insecta; Hymenoptera; Formicidae
Gene: Rpn7
Product: 26S proteasome non-ATPase regulatory subunit 6
Exons: 5
Coding region: 111-1280 (389 amino acids)
Biological process (GO): proteasome-mediated ubiquitin-dependent protein catabolic process
Cellular component (GO): proteasome regulatory particle
Molecular function (GO): protein binding
Source: RefSeq, a predicted model, not a curated record
AAUUGGAACGUGGAGUAUCUCUCGCGAUAGUCGCGGUCCGCGUCACGGAGCUUCUUAACCUAAAAAGGAGAGACUCGUCACGGGCGUCGGUUUCUGUCGAAUAAUUCACAAUGCCGCUGGAGAAUCUGGAGGAGGAGGGUCUGGAGAAGAACCCAAAUCUCGAGUUGGCGCAGACGAAGUUCCUGCUGGGUCUCCGCGAGCACGCGGAUGACGCCCAUCUGAAGACCAAACUCCUGGAUGCCAUCAAAGCCGACAAUAUGGCCCCGUUCUAUGAAGAGGUCUGCAAGGACCUGAAUUGGUCAGUGGACGAGGCGUUUCUUGCAACGAUGAAGGCACACAAUGCGGAACAGUUGAAGAAACUCGACGACGCUAUCGAGGAUGCUGAGAAGAAUCUGAGCGAGAUGGAGGUUCGGGAGGCUAACCUAAAGAAGUCCGAAUACCUCUGUCGGGUAGGCGACAAGGAAGGUGCAAUCUCGGCGUUUAGGAAAACUUACGACAAGACAGUAUCGUUAGGGCACAGAUUAGAUAUUGUAUUUCAUAACAUUAGGAUCGGCUUGUUCUACCUGGAUCACGAUCACAUCACCAGAAAUAUCGAGAAAGCUAAGAGCUUGAUAGAAGAAGGCGGCGAUUGGGACAGACGAAAUCGUUUGAAAGUCUAUCAAGGAAUAUACUGCAUAGCGGUACGCAACUUCAAGGAGGCCGCGAACUUCUUUCUGGACACAAUUAGCACAUUUACGAGUUACGAGCUCAUGGAUUAUAACACGUUUGUGAGGUACACGGUAUACCUGAGCAUGAUAAGCCUCCCGCGGAACGAACUGAGGGACAAGAUCAUCAAGGGAUCCGAGAUACUGGAGGUACUUCACAGUAAUCCAGACGUCAAGGAUUAUCUAUUUUCCUUGUACAAUUGUCAUUAUGCGGACUUCUUCAAGAAUCUUGCGCAUGUCGAAGGCCUGCUGCGCCGGGAUUACCUGAUAUUUCCUCACUAUCGAUAUUACGUCCGGGAGAUGCGAAUUCUCGCGUAUACACAAUUGCUGGAGUCCUACCGGUCUUUAACCCUCCAGUAUAUGGCUGAAGCAUUUGGCGUCACAGUGGAAUACAUUGAUCAGGAACUGUCACGCUUCAUAGCGGCGGGCCGAUUACACUGCAAAGUCGAUCGAGUCGGCGGCGUAGUCGAGACGAAUCGGCCGGACAGCAAGAAUUGGCAAUAUCAGGCGAUGGUGAAGCAGGGGGAUCUUCUACUCAACAGGGUGCAGAAAUUGUCGCGCGUUAUUAAUAUUUAAAUUUUCAUAAAUUUGUAUAAUCGCAGAGAUUAUAUAUAUAUGCUAUUGUAUUAAAAGAACCGAUCAAGAUCGACUGCUAUGAGUGUCUAGUAUGUCUGUUUUAAACAGCCUGUAUGUCAAGUUUUUAGCUCGACUUUUGUAACAAAAAAAGUGUCGUGUUUGAUUUUGUAAACAAGAUACACGAAAAUAUUCCUCGCGAAAUAUAUAAUAUGAUUUAUUUA